Molecule: messenger RNA, 1467 nt
Organism: Caenorhabditis elegans
Lineage: Eukaryota; Metazoa; Nematoda; Chromadorea; Rhabditida; Rhabditidae
Gene: clec-167
Product: C-type lectin domain-containing protein
Exons: 8
Coding region: 1-1467 (488 amino acids)
Molecular function (GO): carbohydrate binding
Source: RefSeq, marked reviewed
AUGACUAAAAAAUCGUUUUUCAUUAAGCUUAUAAUUUUUAUAUCCCAAAUGUGUCUAUUAUUUAUUUUGCUUGUAUUUCUAUUUUAUACCGACAAAGUGUGCUUUGACAAUGAUGAUAAGGAAAUCAAAGGAUUAUGCUACAAAUUUGUUUCCCAACAGAUGACAUUCACUGAUGCUCGUAAUUGGUGUCAUUAUCAGAAUCCAGUCACUUCAUCUUAUUUAGCAUAUGUUCCUGAUCAGCACACCAAUAGUUUUUUGGCAUCACACGCCCGCUCUGUUUUCGGAACAACCGAUGGAAGUUUUUGGAUUGGUUUGAGUCGAAACAGUUCCUCAGAUUCCUUUACAUGGGAUAACGGAAGUCCGGUGGCUUUUACUAACUUUGUUACUCAACUGGACCAGGAUUAUAUAGUUGAAGACAUAGUAAACACAAAAUGGAAUUCAUUUCGAGAGAGUGAUAAGAACUUCUUUGUGUGCAGUUAUAAUCCUGCUGCUCCACCAACUUUCGCACCUCCAACUAUUUCAACGACUCAGGAAGUACCUGUGACGCAAAAUAAUUCUUGCAAACCAAAAAGAGAUCAAGCGACCCUUCUUUUCGCAUACUCAAAUGAUUUGGAUCCACAGGUGGUUAAAAAUACAUGGGACAUGCUGUUCCAUGACCGCACCUACUCACGUUUUGCGAUUGCAAGAUUUGAUGUGCGUAACCAAGAAGCAAUUGCAUAUUUCCUAUUUUUCGAGUUUGCAAAGUCAUAUUUGUAUUCCCACCUCCCUGAUUCCAGUUUAGGAUUUGGCGACAACACAACUGGAAGUGAUUCUUUUAAAACUAUAGAAAAGUUCUACAACAAUCAAGAAGCACCCGUCUGUGGAUCAGUUUGCCUUAUUCUUGAAAAACGUUACCCCAAUGAUGAGGACAUUUCGAAGACAGUUUCACUUGUUCGGUAUUAUCAUGGAAUCGUUUACGCCGUUUCUUCCAUUAAUCCAUCAGGAGGGACUCAGUCCAAAGCAAUAUACAAUCUGACGUCUAGAACUAAUGGAAUAUGUAAUUUUGGAACAGAAAACUAUGCUGGAAAGUUAAUAGAUCGUGUACCAAUGUCCUCUCUUUCGUAUGUAAUUUACUGUGCAAAUCCAGUGGUAUCUGGACAAAACAUCAUAGAAUUACCGCCAAUGACCGUUCCAUUCGAAGAUGUAUAUUGGAUAACCCUUGUAGUGCAAGAUCACGGACCGAGUGACUUUUUCGUGUCUUCCAAUCUUUCAUGGUCCAAUGAUAAAGAAGGUGGCGAUGACUUGCCAGCUAACUCAACUAGUCCGGAUAUUCUCUUCUUGGGUUCAUGGUACAACUUUAGCCCUGCGGUUUAUAGCAUGAAACUAGGGUAUAGCUACUCUAACAACAAUAAAGAAGCAUUGCAAGUCAGGGUGUUUCGUGCAAACCAAUUCAGACCAAAUGCCGAUUGGCUACCCUAUUGUGACUAA